AUGUCGACUGAGAAGAAACCCCCAAUCACAUGCCACGCUCUCGACACCACCAUCGGCAAACCUGCGGCAAAUAUACCGGUCGUUCUUACCUUGCUCAAUCCAUCCUCGUCUUCCGACUCAUCGCUGAAGUUCAGCGCAACCACAAACGCCGACGGUCGCGUCACAACUUGGAAGCCUGCGAGCCCAUUUUCAAGCCAGGGGUUGGAGGAGGUGUUUCAUGAGCAGGGGGACAAGAAGUAUAGCUUGACAUUCGGCACUGAGGCAUACUUUGGAGGGAGAGGGGUUGAUACUUUCUUUCCGGAGGUUGUUGUGCAGUUUGUGGUGAGGGAGGGGCAGAAGGGGGAGCAUUUUCAUGUGCCGGUACUUUUGGGGCCGUUUGGGUAUACGACGUAUCGGGGUUCGUAG
This is a messenger RNA of Macroventuria anomochaeta, 405 nucleotides long. Its product is annotated as Hydroxyisourate hydrolase. The transcript has a single exon. Bases 1 to 405 code for a protein of 134 amino acids. The record is from RefSeq and is a predicted model, not a curated record. Gene Ontology annotation, molecular function: hydroxyisourate hydrolase activity. Gene Ontology annotation, biological process: purine nucleobase metabolic process. Lineage: Eukaryota; Fungi; Ascomycota; Dothideomycetes; Pleosporales; Didymellaceae.